Colletotrichum godetiae is the source of this 1042-nucleotide messenger RNA. RefSeq lists its product as uncharacterized. Bases 270 to 1004 code for a protein of 244 amino acids. The record is from RefSeq and is a predicted model, not a curated record. Lineage: Eukaryota; Fungi; Ascomycota; Sordariomycetes; Glomerellales; Glomerellaceae. The transcript has a single exon.
CACCCAUCGGUCGCAUAGGUGUCUGAACGGGGCACCCGAUUCUCCCAACAGGAAGGCCUCGACGCUCGGAAAGCGGAAGCGCGCUUUAACGUCAUGGCAUCCACCAAGGUUCCGUUCAUGUCUGGUCUCAAUCAACGAGGUUCGUGAGCAUCACGUUACAGCCACCUCGCACAAAGCUUACAUCUCUAGCUUCGUACGAACGCUGUGGUGGUGAGGUGGCAGAAGACGCGCAGGACCACGUGAAUGUGGAGGACAAGCGCAAAAGCUUGAUGAAGCUACAGAGCGCCUUUCACGAUGGAUACAACUGCAUCAGUCCUGCUGAUCGCAGUGCAGUAGAGGUAUUGAUGCAAAUGACGACCGGUUGCGUCAGGUCACCGACGGUGUUCGGCGUUGACUCUAGUACUCUGAGCUCGCGACCUGCCGGCGAAACAGUGAAUCCCUCAAACCAUGCGACACCACCAAACUACGACUGCAAGCUUCAGCAGCAGUCGCAAAAUCAACUGCCAGAGUUGCCGAGUUCAAACGUUGAGACAAAGAGUCUGGGUGUGAACCGAGUGAUGGAGCCGGCAGACGAUUCGGAAGUCCCACACAAGACGCCGUCGCCCAGUCUUGGGCGCGUUAUUUACGAAGGAGCUGAGAAGUCAGAAAUAGUACCAGUCAUCUCGGAUCCAAUCGCCACCGAUGACACUGACAGAAUCCGGGAAAAGGCUCAUAUGCGGGACGGACUAAUUGGGCCAUUCCAAAAGCUACACAGCCAAGUGGCGUGGAUUCAACAUAAAUUCACAGAGCUUGAGCAGGAAAAUACUCACUUGGAAAAGGAAAAUGCUGACUUACACGAACGUAACGCUCGUUUAAAAAGGAAUGCGGAUCGUUUAGAAAGGCGGGUGAAAUACUUGAAACGCCGCAAAGCUUCACUUAAAAGUGCACUCGCGGUGUUACAAGCAGAGAAGGGGGGGCCGUGCUUCGUUGAACGGGAGAGGUCUUUUGAUAUCUGCAGUGAAUGAUAACAGAGGAUGGUCUUUGCGGGGCUAUGUUGAGGGAG